UUAAAAUUCUGCCGACUCCGGACUCAUCAGUGCUGUUUCAUCCUCUUUAAUGUUGCACUUUUUCAUGUUUUGCUCUUUGGGGCUGACCUUGUAGAAGAAUACUUCCUACGGGCCCUCCCCACUACCUACACUGACAUGAAGAUGCUUGAUGCUAGGGAGAAAGCACGCAAGCUGGACAUGUCCCCUCUGAAAUCCAACAUCUCAAAAGCUUACAUCAUCAGUAGUUCAGAGGCUUGUGCCCACAAAAAGAUCUUCCUACUGGUUCUCACAUUCAGCAACCCCGAAAAUGCAUCAAGGCGCGACACCAUUCGACAAACGUGGGCUAACACAACAGACAUCCGAGGUUAUGGUACCGUUAGCUUGUUCAUUUUAGGGAAGCCUUCUUCAGAAGUCACUCAGUUGGAGGUCAUCAAAGAAUUUCAGGAGCAUCAAGACAUUAUUGAAGGAGCUUUCCUGGAUUCCCCCGAGAACCAGACAUUGAAGACUGUUACCGCAAUGGAAUGGACGGUAACUUUCUGCCCUGGGGCAAGGUUCAUCCUCAAAACCGAUGAGGAGAUGUUUGUUAACCUUGCAAAUUUGGUCGACUACCUGCUGAGCUUGAGAACUCAUCUUGAGGACAUCUAUCUUGGGAGAGUGGUCCACCAAGAGGUGCCCAGUAGAGACCCUCAAAAUCCCAGGUUUGUCCCCCUGCAAUUAUAUUCAGAGAAAUACUACCCUGACUACUGCAGCGCCACAGCAUUUGUCAUUUCACAGGAUGUAGCACGGAUGAUCUAUGUAACGUCUCAUGAAGUUCCUCUUUCGAUGCCUCCUGGAGUCUUUGUGGGAAUAUGUACAAAGAAUGCUGGCGUGACACCUAUUCAUAGCUCUCGGUUUUCUGGGAAGAAACACAUCCAAUAUAACCGGUGCUGCUACAAAUUCAUCUUCACCUCAGCAGUAUCAAGAGAUAGCCAGCUGGUUCAAGAAUGGGAGGAGGUUAGUGAUGGCAAAACUUGCACCUUACUGGAAAACUAUUACGGGCUGGUGUCCUGCAGAGUCAUGACUUACCUAGAUGGAUUUAAAUACCUAAAUGUCGAUGCCCUGCAGAACGAGGCUCUUCAUUUUGCUGAUUAAAUGUUACAACUUCUAAUGGAACUAGUCCAGAGUCCCAAGUUUGA
Molecule: messenger RNA, 1154 nt
Organism: Heteronotia binoei (common prickly gecko)
Lineage: Eukaryota; Metazoa; Chordata; Lepidosauria; Squamata; Gekkonidae
Gene: B3GALT9
Product: beta-1,3-galactosyltransferase 9
Exons: 1
Coding region: 136-1110 (324 amino acids)
Cellular component (GO): membrane
Molecular function (GO): hexosyltransferase activity
Source: RefSeq, a predicted model, not a curated record